This is a messenger RNA of Emiliania huxleyi CCMP1516, 636 nucleotides long. RefSeq lists its product as hypothetical. The transcript is spliced from 4 exons. The coding region runs from base 1 to 636 and encodes 211 amino acids. The record is from RefSeq and is a predicted model, not a curated record. NCBI's taxonomy places the organism in Eukaryota, Haptophyta, Isochrysidales, Noelaerhabdaceae.
AUGUCCGCAGCGCGCUUCGAGCCAAUGGAGGUCGAGGACGGCGAGAGCUGCACCGUGUGCAUGAGCCGCCCUCGCACCGUUCGGAACCAGCCAUGCGGCUACGCGACGCUCUGCGAGCUGUGCACCAUCAAGAUGAUCAAGUCGCGAACAAUUGACUGCCCGCUGUCGCGGACGUUUGCGACGCUGCUCGAGUUUCUGCAGGCAGUGCAGGACAGCGACUCGGAGGGUGGGCACGCGCUUGUACCCAACGGCGUGAUUGCACUCGAGGGCGGCGCCUUCUACGAGUGCUCCACCCUUACGAGCAUCACGCUGCCGGACAGCCUCACCGCGAUCGGCGACGAAGCCUUCAACGGCUGCGACUACCUCACCGCCGUCACGCUGCCGGACAGCCUCGCCUCGAUCAGCGAGAGGGCCUUCGGCGGCUGCUCCGCCCUCACCAGCCUCACGCUGCCGGACAGCCUCACCUCGAUCGGCGUCGCCGCCUUCAACGGCUGCGCCUUCUUCCGCUGCUCCGCCCUCACCGCCGUCACGCUGCCCGACGGCCUCACCACGAUCGGCAACGAAGCCUUCCGCGACUGCCCCCUCGAUGCCGAGUCGGCCGCGGCAUUGCGGGCCAGUAACCCUCGCGCGGUGUGA